AUGAAUCAUGGUGGUAUGAAUAUGAAUCAUUCCACCACCACCUCCAGUGGUGAUAGUGGAAUGACAAUGGGAUUAAAAUUUACAAUAGAAGUUGAAGAUAUCCUUUUCAAUAAUUGGUCAACCAAAUCAGUUUGGUCUUAUCUUUUAGCACUUGUAAUUGUAUUCUUUGCCAGUGGUUUAUUAGAAUUUUUAAAUUGUGUAAAACAAAAUAUUCAUAGAACCUAUGCAAUUAAUAUAAGCGAUCCACAUUUAAGAUUAAGUAAAUGGAAAAAUGUUUGGAAAUAUAAAAUUAUAUUGAUGGUAUUACAUGUUAUUAAAUUAAUGUUUCAUUAUUCAUUAAUGUUAAUUAUUAUGUCAUUUAAUCUUGGUUUAAUAUUUUCAGUUUUGGCUGGUGCUGGAUUAGGUUAUAUCGUAUUUUUAGAUGGUCCAUUAUCCUUUUCAUCGCACCAUAAAAAUAAUAAUUAUAUACAAUUAAAUGAAACUAAAGUUAUGACCAACGAUGAUUGUGCUUCUUCAACAAUAAUUAUAAACUCUUUUGAUCCCAAUAAUAGUAUUCAUGAUAAUAGCGCCAACAAUAACAACAAUAUUAAUCAUAACAACAAUUACCUUCACCAUGAUAUUGAUGAGAUUUAA
Messenger RNA from Dictyostelium discoideum AX4, 633 nucleotides. RefSeq lists its product as hypothetical. Gene Ontology annotation, biological process: copper ion transmembrane transport. The record is from RefSeq and is a predicted model, not a curated record. Bases 1 to 633 code for a protein of 210 amino acids. Gene Ontology annotation, cellular component: membrane. Gene Ontology annotation, molecular function: copper ion transmembrane transporter activity. Lineage: Eukaryota; Evosea; Eumycetozoa; Dictyosteliales; Dictyosteliaceae. The transcript is spliced from 2 exons.